AUGGAUCCUGUUGAAAAUGGUGUCUUCAAUAGUCUACAGUCAGUCGAUGAAAGUUCGUCAAACUCGUUAACUAUUGACGAAAGUUUCAUCGUCGUUUGGUUAUUAAAAGAUUUUCUCUUACCCAACACUGUCAGUUUGGAAUCAAUCGAAUCUCAAAUUGAAAACAGUGCUGACCUACUGAAGAAAUACUUCAAUUCACCAAAAGAAUGCCAAGAAUAUAUUACUUCAUCAUCUCGAAACUAUAAAAUCUUUCUCAUUCUUCCGAAGAAACAUGCUCAAAAUGUUCUACUCACCGUUCACGAUCGACCUACACUACAUUCAGUUUAUAUUUACCAAGACAAUUCUAAUCAAAAGCAAUUCCACGACAGCUAUCCUAAAAUAGUUGGUGUAUACAAAGAUCUAAAGCAACUAACCAAUGAUUUAUGUACUGAAAUAUAUGAUGGUAUUCAAAAUGCAUGCUUACCAAUGACGAUUUUCAAACGAAAAUACGAAGAAGAUCGUUCAUUUAAUGGCCUGAAUAACUUCGCUUAUUUCGUUGAUUUUUGGCAUCCAUUAUUUGUUGAUUUAUUAUUUGACCUACCCCAACUGGAUUACGAACGAGAAAAAUCGAAAUUUAUCGAGCAGUGCCGCAUCUACUAUCGAGCAAACGAAACUAUGUUGACACAUAUCGAUGAAUUCGAACGCACGUAUGAAGCACAAUUUGCUGUUCAAUGGUACAAGCGAAACUCAUUUAUCUACCGUUUACUAAAUCGAGUUAUGCGUCAGGAAAACCUUCGAGGAAUCCUCGCUAUUCGUUUCUUUAUUCUGGACAUAUGUAAACAACUGCAUGAAAUCUAUCAAAAUUACACCGAAGAUGUUUAUCUCGAUAAUUCGUCAUUUAUUGUGUAUCGAGGUAUAAAACUGGCUAAGAAUGAUUUUGUUAACAUGAAGAAAGACUUGAGUCCCAGCACGAUUCUCUCGAUCAAUACUUUGUUUUCCACAAGUCAGACGUUAGAAGUUGCAUUAGUUUACGCAGGUGCAAUAGAUUCGAAGAGCAAAACUGAAGUUAUUAGUUCGACGAUGACAUCUAUUCUGUUCGAAAUCACAAUCAACAUUAAUCAUCAGAUGUCAAUCGAACGAAAACCAUAUGCGAACAUAAGUUUCGAAAGGGAUGAAGGGGAAUUAAAAUACAGAGAUGAAUGCGAAGUUUUAUGCAUGAUUGGAUCGUUUCUACGUGUUGAUGAGAUACAAGAGGAUUAUGUGGCAAUGAACACGAAGGUCACGUUGGUAAAACUGACGUUAAUCAAUGAAAAUGAUUCGACUAUUCCGAUUAUGAAGGAUUAUCAAAUUUUAAAAUCAACGGAGACAAUCGAAGGAAAAAUUAUCCGAAUCGGAAAUUUACUCAUCGAUCGUUCAUUAGCGAUGCGUUCUCCACGGUCCAAAGCCGAGUCAUUUUACAGAACUUUAACUAACGAAUUCAAUUCAAUGUAUCUCUCCUCAUGUUUAACAGGUCAGGCUUGGAUUGCACUCAAGAGAGAACAGUUCGAUCUCGCGAUCAAAUUUGCAUUGGAAGCUCUGUCGAACGGCGAUCAAUCGAAUGCUGAAUGGAAAAUCACCACACUCAAUUGUAUAGGCGGUGUUUACUUCAAGCAAAAAAGAUAUGUCGAAGCAUUGAAGUACUAUAAACAAGCGUACCAUAUCUCCAAAGUAACAGACGAAAAGAUUGCUAAUAACAGCUAUCAUGGACCUUGCAUUCCUAUCGAUAAAUUCGCUAUGUAUGAUAAUUAUCGGAACAUUUCCUCGAUAAAUAUUGCACGCAUCUACCAGUGCAAAGGCGAACCUGACCAAGCAUGGGAAAUGUACAAAGAAAUGGUUGAUUGCGAAAUGCGUGACNUAAUAAAUAAAUUCGACGCAUACAAAUCGAUUUUGAAUUCUUACGAUGCUUUUCUUGAUUUAACUCUAAAAUCCAUAGGCUCGAUAACACCGCAAAUGACGAUGGUACUCGAUCAUUAUCGACCACAUUUUGUUGAUAUAUGCAUCAAUGCGAAUCUUUUACAUCUCGGAAUUAAAAUCUAUCAACAGCUGUUCAGUUUACUAUUCAAGUAUUCAACGGAUAUGAUGAAAAUCAUCGAUUUGUAUCACCUUAUUGCAGGUGAGUUUGUAAAGAAAAAACUAUUCGACGAAUCAAUCGAUGUUUACGAACAUUUGUUGGUUUUCUUGAAUCAACAUCCAACCACAGGUCAGUUCAUCGAAGUUGACAAAAUUGAGUUUAUCUUCUACUUUUGGAAACAUCGCAUUAUUUCCGAAUACCUUCUCGAAAAGAAAUACGAUGCGGCCAUCGAUUUGUAUUAUAGAAUGAUUUACUGCUUGGAAAACUAUCGGCUAAAUUUUCACAUGACUUACUAUGAGUAUGAUUUUGCUUCCAAAUUGAUGCCAAUCUAUGACGAAAUAAGUUCGAUUCAAUACUUAAAAAACGAUGAGUUCCAUCAAAUAAUGCUCGUUUAUCAAGAAAAGGUUAACUUUUUGAUUAAAAAUCAAGUGGGAAAUGUUCAGACACAAAUUAAUACGAUUUUCACACAAUGUGAACACUACGCGACAGUUCAUCCGGAAAAAAAGAAAGAAAUCUAUACUGAACUUAGCGAUUUUAUACAAAAAAACCGCCUUGAUUACUUACCGUAUCUGUCGAGUCUUGAUGAUGCACUUACUCAAUUAAAAUCAUCGAAUUCAUCUCGGCUGAUGUAUCUACAUCAGCAAAUCUGUAAUUAUAGACACAAAGCGAAAACUUAUCUCGAUGAAAAUCGACCUCACAAAGCAGAACAAGUUUAUCGCGAAGAGCUGUCACCGUUUCUUUUGGAAAACCAUGCACGCGAUGAUGAACAAUUAACGAGAUGUUAUAUGAAAAUCGCAUCGUCUUGUUCUGUAGAUAAUCCUCAACAAGCAUUGGAAUAUUAUCAACAAGCGAUUGAUAUAUACGAGAAGCAAAGGAAUAGCUUUUACACGGAUGAAACAUUUCAAUUAGAUGUAAAUGUUUGUCGACGAUAUGCGGGGAUGCUCUUUAUUUGUUAUAAUUGUUUAUCAAAGGUUUAUAUAUCAAUGAACGGGGAAAAUCUAGCAAAGGAAAUAAGACGAAAAGCAUUGGAUAUUUACGCGAAAUAUCAAGAUCAGUUUCAGUUUGUUGUUAACCUUAUGACAAAUGAAAUCAAAAUCGAAGUUCUUCCUUUUGUUGAAUUAAACUAUUAA
Molecule: messenger RNA, 3219 nt
Organism: Adineta ricciae
Lineage: Eukaryota; Metazoa; Rotifera; Eurotatoria; Adinetida; Adinetidae
Source: the annotation of a GenBank genome assembly